GCCGCUGGGCUGGAAAGAGCGGCUGAAGGCUGGGUUGGCGAACUCUGGGUCCACGCUGUGGUUCCUGGCGGGGCUGGGGCUGCUUUACGCUCUGAGGGUCCCGCUGAGGCUGUGUGACAACGUGACAGCGGGUGAGAGGCCCAAACCUCCUGGACAGCCGGGGACAAGCGCCAAAGAUCAGAGAUUCUCGGGGAGUCAUGGAGGGCUUUGCAGAAGGGAAAUUGGUGUUGCAUGCUCCAGUGGGUUUAUUUUGUUUUCUCUUGGGCCACAACAACCGGGCAGCUGAUUGUUAAACCUGUGCUGCAGUUUAUCGGCCCCUCCCUAGAGCCUCGAAGGUUCGCCCUCUCUGUUCUGUCUACGUUACCACGGAAAAGCUACCUGACACGCUGCAAGCUUCAGGUGGUAAGACAGAAGGAGAGCAUUCCCAGAUAUGCACACACAAUUUAUAUUCGUUCUUAUCGUUUGCAAAGCCCCAUGAAAAAUUCUACGUUUGAGUCUCCAGCUGCCUAACUUAAAGAACCCACACCUAGAAAACCAAGACAAGCACAUGUCAUACAAGAUAGAAAAUGCUAUUACUUUAAUGGACCAUACUUAUAUUGUAAGACAGUUCAAUUAAAAAAACGUUUUUUGUAAUCUUUUUAUCCUUUAGACUUUAUCACGAGUCAUAAGAUAGUACAGGAAAGGGGGAGGAGAGAGAAGCACAGACAACGUGACAGGGUUUUUAAGUUCCCUGACACCCAAGUUCUAUGUGGCACUUACAGGGACAUCUUCUUUGAUAUCUGGACUAAUAUUUAUAUUUGAAUGGUGGUAUUUCCAUAAGCAUGGUACAUCUUUUAUUGAACAAGUGUCUAUAAGCCAUUUACGGCCACUGAUGGGAGGAACAGAGAGUAGCAUUUCAGAGCCGGGCUCUCCUGCCAACAGCAGAGAAAGUGAAACCCUCAGACACCACCAUCUAUCAGAAUGCAAGGUCUGGAGAAACCCUUUAAACCUCUUUAGAGGAGCAGAAUAUAGAAGAUACACUUGGGUGACUGGUAAAGAGCCACUUACUUACUAUGACAUGAACUUGUCUGCCCAAGAUCACCAGACGUUUUUCACCUGUGAAACAGACUUUUUACGUCCUUCAGACACAGUUAUGCAGAAGGCAUGGAGGGAAAGAAAUCCUCCAGCUCGAAUCAAAGCAGCCUAUCAAGCUUUAGAGUUAAACAAUGACUGCGCCACUGCCUAUGUUCUACUGGCCGAAGAAGAAGCAACAACCAUUGUAGAUGCUGAAAAGUUAUUUAAACAGGCGCUCAGGGCGGGAGAGAUAAUUUACAGACGGUCGCAGCAGUGCCAGCACCAGAGUCCCCAGCAUGAAGCUCAACUGAGGCGAGAUACCAAUGUACUUGUGUAUAUUAAAAGAAGAUUGGCAAUGUGUGCGAGAAAAUUGGGAAGAAUAAGAGAAGCAGUGAAAAUAAUGAGAGAUUUGAUGAAAGAAUUUCCUCCUCUUACCAUGUUGAAUAUCCAUGAAAAUCUUUUAGAAUCACUUCUAGAAUUACAGGCCUAUGCAGAUGUUCAGGCAGUCCUGGCAAAAUAUGAUGAUAUAAGCCUUCCAAAGUCAGCAGCCAUCUGCUACACAGCAGCUCUACUGAAAACAAGAACCGUCUCAGAUAAAUUCUCUCCAGAAACAGCCUUCAGAAAAGGGUUAAGCACAGCAGAAAUUAAUGCUGUGGAAGCAAUUCAUAGAGCUGUGGAAUUUAAUCCUCAUGUUCCAAAAUACUUACUAGAGAUGAAAAGUUUAAUCUUACCUCCAGAACACAUUCUGAAGCGCGGAGAUAGCGAAGCAAUUGCCUAUGCUUUCUUUCAUCUGCAGCACUGGAAACGAAUAGAAGGUGCUCUCAAUCUCUUGCAGUGUACAUGGGAAGGCACUUUUAGAAUGAUUCCAUACCCAUUAGAGAAAGGACAUCUGUUUUACCCUUACCCCAGCUGCACGGAGACCGCCGACAGAGAGCUGCUGCCCACUUUCCAUCAUGUUUCUGUUUAUCCCAAGAAGGAGCUUCCUUUUUUCAUCCACUUUACAGCAGGACUCUGUUCUUCUACAGCAAUGAUAGCGUUUCUCACACACCAGUUUCCUGAAGUCAUGGGUGUUUUUGCUAAAGCUGUGAGUAUGAUCUCAAGGACUUGUGUGGAAUAUUUAUAAAGCACCGCAGGAAGGCGUCUCUGAUUUGUCAGUGCUAACCCACAAGAGCAGUGAAAGACACUUGUAAACGGCAAGAACUGAUUGUAAAGCUUCUACCAUGAAUAUGUCAAACAUAAGUUCUGGUGAUGUGAACUUCUGUUGCUUAAAAGUUUAAGAGUUCAAUGCUAUAACAUUAUAAAGUUGGCCUUUGUGAUUACUUUUGGUGAUUAAUACAACAUUCCUUACCAACUAAAGAAUGAUACGAUUUUUCUUUAUCAUUAGUGUAUUUUCUUUGGUAUUUAAAAACUACUAAUUUUG
Mastomys coucha (southern multimammate mouse) is the source of this 2473-nucleotide messenger RNA. It is a transcript of the gene St7l, whose product is annotated as suppression of tumorigenicity 7 like. The coding region runs from base 872 to 2176 and encodes 434 amino acids. Lineage: Eukaryota; Metazoa; Chordata; Mammalia; Rodentia; Muridae. Gene Ontology annotation, molecular function: protein binding. The transcript has 14 exons. The record is from RefSeq and is a predicted model, not a curated record.